CUUUGCUCAUUGACUGUACGCUAAGCUAAGAAAAGUACGUGCCAGCAAAAGUUAAGUAAAUUAUGGCUGAUUUAAGCAAGAUCUGUAACAUCCCUACUAAUAGAUUUAAUCAAUAGCAGUAGUGACCCUGUGGUGGGCAGGGAUCUGCUCAGCUUCCAGCCUGUUAUAGUGCUCCUGUCAUUGCUGCCAGCUAAAUCACAAUGAGGGGAGAAACAGUACAUUGGUUGGCUUGUGCUCUAUAUGUUGCUUGCCGUAGGAGUAUAAUCCCCACUGUAGGAAGUGGCUUGAUGGAAGGUAAUUGUGUCUCACUGACCAGGAUUCUGCGGUCAGCAAAGCUAAGUUUAAUCCAGUUUUUUAGUAAAAUGAAAAAAUGGAUGGACAUGUCAAAUCUGUCUCGUGAGUUUCGAGAAAGAGUGGAGAGGUUGGAGAGAAACUUUGAAGUAUCCACAGUGAUUUUUAAGAAGUUUACACCAAUAUUUUUGGAUAUAUUUAAAAAUCCUUACGAAGAACAACCAAAGCUACAGAGGAGCAGGAAACAGAGACGAGUGCCCUGUAGUGUUAAAGACCUGUUCAAUUUCUGCUGGACACUAUUUGUUUACACAAAGGGUAAUUUCAGUAUGAUUGGAGAUGAUCUAGUGAACUCAUACCAUUUGCUUCUCUGCUGUUUGGAUUUGAUUUUUGCAAAUGCACUGCGGUGUCCAUAUAAAAGAGAUUUAUUGAAUUCAUCUUUCAAUGGUUUGCCAGAAGACUUUCACACAGUUGACUUCAGGGCAUCUGAAGCGCCUCCAUGCAUUAUUGCCACACUCUGUGAAUUACAUGAUGGUCUUUUGGUAGAAGCCAAGGGCAUAAAGGAACAUUAUUUUAAACCAUAUAUCUCAAAACUCUAUGAUAGGAAGAUUUUAAAAGGAGACUGCCUUCUGGAUCUUAGUAACUUUAUAGACAACAACAAAGCAUUGAAUAAAGAAUAUGAAGAAUAUGUUCUGACAGAAGGUGACUUUGAUGAGAGAGUUUUCUUGGGGGCAGAUGCAGAAGAAGAAAUUGGGACUCCUCAAAAGUUUUCUGCUGAUAUACCAUCUGGGAAGGUGAUGACAAGAGCUCAUGUAGAGUGUCAUCUGCAACAACAUUUUGAGAAGAAAAGAUCCUUUGCACCUUCAACUCCCCUGACUGGUAGGAGAUACCUCAGAGAGAAGGAACCAGUAGUUACUCCAGUUGCUUCUGCAACACAGAGUGUAAGCAGGUUACAAAGCGUGGUAGCAGGAGUGAAAAAUGCACCAAGUGAAAAACUUGUAGAUAUUUUUGAGUCAUGUAUACGAAACCCUAUGGAAAACAUCAUGAACAGAGUGAAAGAGAUAGGUGAAAUUUUCUGUCAGAGCUAUACUCGGUCAACUGAAGAUCAGCCAGGAUCUCACAUAGAUUUUGCUGUUAACCGGUUAAAAUUGGCAGAAAUUCUAUAUUAUAAAAUCUUGGAGACCAUAAUGGUGCAAGAAAAGAAAAGGCUGAAUGGCAAAGACAUGUCUGCCCUAUUAGAACAAGAUAUUAUUCAUCGUUCCCUGCUGGCAUGUUGUUUGGAAAUUGUUCUGUUUGCGUAUAGUUCAUCACGAACUUUCCCCUGGAUCAUUGAGAUUCUUAACCUCAGGCCUUUCUAUUUCUAUAAGGUGAUUGAAGUAUUGAUUCGAUCAGAAGAAGGACUUUCUAGAGAUAUGGUCAAACAUCUGAACAGCAUUGAGGAACAGAUCCUUGAAAGCUUAGCCUGGACAAAAGAUUCUGCACUGUGGGAUGCCCUCCAAGCAUCAGAGGACAAGAUUCCUACAUGUGAAGAAGUAGUAUUUCCAUGUAAUUUUGAAACAGGGAAUGGAAAAGUACUAGGACAUCUUCCAAUGAUGCCAGCAUCUCCUAUAGUGCAUCCUCGAGUAAAAGAGGUUCGGACAGAUCUUGGAGGGAGUAUUAGACGGGACAUUCAGCCGUUGUCUCCGAUCUCUGUUCAUGAUCGUUAUAGUUCGCCUAUGGCGGGAAGUGCUAAGAGAAGGCUUUUUGGAGAUGAAGGCCCAAAAGAAAAAUCCACAGAGAAGAAUCUCACUGAAGGGACUAGGCUGAAAAUCGCCCCAGUUUCUAGCUUUGUUGAUGAAUGUUUGUCUGUUUCACCUGAGCAGACAGUUCUUACAAUGGCAACAGCUGCCAUAACAGGACAGAAAAUGACAAUCCCAUUGCAUGGUAUUGCAAAUGAUACUGGAGGGAUCGCUCUGAUACCCAUUUCAAUCAACUUAUCUGAAGAAUCUAAAGUGGACAGUCAUGAACAAGUUCCUCUUACUGCUCAAGCUUUAAUCAGUCUAUCGCCAAGUCAUCCUCAUAUGACUCAAGCACAAGAGGCAUAUCAUCCAGCAGGAAGCAGGCCAAAGAAAACGGGAUCUCUGGCAUUAUUUUUCAGAAAGGUAUAUCAUCUGGCAAGUGUGCGGUUACGUGAUUUAUGCUUAAAGUUAGAUGUUUCCAAUGAUUUGCGGAGGAAGAUAUGGACUUGUUUUGAAUUCACUCUAGUUCAGUGUACAGAUCUAAUGAGAGACAGGCACUUGGAUCAGCUCCUCCUCUGUGCUUUUUACAUCAUGGCAAAGGUGUCCAAAGAGGAAAGAACUUUUCAGGACAUAAUGAAAAGCUAUAGAAACCAGCCACAAGCAAAUAGCCAUGUCUACAGAAGUGUCCUAUUGAAAAAAUUGCCCUUGGAGGUUGAGCUUGAUAGAAACCAAAAAGAGAUGUCAGAAGAAGGCUCCCCCAGGAAGAUGAAAUAUUCACCUAUAAGAACUAAACCAGAAGAUUCCAGAAACUUGGAAAAGGAGGAUAGAGGGGAUCUGAUUAAAUUUUAUAACACCAUCUAUCUAGGAAGAGUGAAAAGCUUUGCACUGAAAUAUGAUGCUUCCAACCACGAUCAUGCGGUGGAAGCACUUCCCCUUUCCCCCUUUCCCAGCAUUAAACAGCAAUCAGUGUCUCCUCGACGGAUAUCUCAGCAACACGCUGUUUAUGUUUCACCACAUAAGAAUGGUGCUUCCUUGACGCCUAGGACUGCACUGUUAUAUAAAUUUAAUGGAAGCCCUUCUAAGAGUUUGAAGGAGAUCAACAAUAUGAUAAAACAAGGAGGGCAAAGACCUAAGAAGAGAGCCAUAUCAAUUGACAGUGACACAGAGUCACCAGCGAAGAGACUGUGCCAGGAGAAUGAUGACGUUUUACUUAAACGUCUUCAGGAUGUUGUCAGUGAAAGAGCAAAUCAUUAGGUCAACAAAAGUACUGUAAGCAAUGUUUAUUAAGAUCUGCCAUAUGUGGCUUAAAUACCCCUCCUCUUUCAAGCUUAUGGUAUGUAGUCAGCGGGCCAAUCAAAGUAUUGAAAUGUACUGGUUUUGUGAUCCUUGCUUUUGCAAGUAGAAUUUUAGACAAUUACUUCUAUCCCACAGCUUAUGAAUGUGUGCAGCAUUAUUUUGAAGUUGGUUUGAACCUGAGCUGGAAGAAGUUGCACAUUUUUAAUGUGUACCUAUAUGGUUUGGGGGUUGUAUUCUGAAAGUUGAAGCCAAUUUCUACAAUGAGAAGGUCUAAGUUUUCAGACUGUAACAAUACUCAUUAGGAAAUGUCUAUGCAUUAUUUUAAUGUGGAAUAAGGUAGGAAGAUAUAGCCAUUAAUAUAGUAAAACAAGAGGACUUUUCCUUCUAGUUUAGAAUGAAGAGACAUCCCCUUUCUAUCAAAUGUUUGAAUAGUGUUUUGAUUUGAACCAUCAGCAUAAAAUGCUGUACUCUUAGCUGCUGGUAGAAUGGGAAAUAUUCUGUGGGAUGAACUGAAUUAGGGUUUAGAAUCGGGUAUUUUGGCAUUUGGUUUUGUUACUGGUACAGCUGCAGAGGUGAAAAUAUGCAAUCUUCUAUCAUAGCCCAUAUUGGUGAAAUUUACAUUAUUUUGCUACCUCAUUUGAAUUUUCUUUCCUAAAGAGGCAAUGACUCCUGUUUUUAGAGAUAAGCCCUCUUCCAGAGCUCACAGGGCUAUCUCUGUAGCACUACGGAUGUCUACAUUCUGUAUACCAGGGAUGGGGAACCUCCAAAACUAAUUCAGCUGAGCAGUUCUUGUAGAGAACUUUUCUUAUCCUCCAACUAUCCCUCCUUCAGCCCUGUUUCAUCUUCUUUCUCCGGUUGCCAAGUUAGAGAAAAAAAGAAAGAAAAUAUACUAAGGAGGCUUUCUUAAAAGUGAAAUAUUUCUUAAAGGACAGCUCAAUGAACAUUUCUUAAAAGGACAAUUCCAGUGCUGGAAGGGAGUGAUGAUUUGGGGGAAGGGAAAAAAUAUUUGGCGUGAUCUCUGGGUAAGUGUCAGUUUGGAGAGGGGAUAAUUUAAUUGAAGCCACAGGAUUUCGGACGGUUAAUGAUUGGAGAGGUGUAUAAGAGGGAGAAAGAAUGGAUAAAUGGGUUGCAAGCUUGGGUGAAUGAAUGGUAUGUAUGAUAUAUGUAUGAAUGGUGUCUAUGUAAGAGAGCAGGGAGGAGUAGUUCUGGUCACCAGUCUCUGCUCCCAUCCACUGCCCCUGAUAUGCUUCCCCAGAGCCAGUACAACACUUGGGCUGAAAAGCGUUCCCACCACUGCUGGAUGCCAACUAUGAAAAGCAUGUCACUUAUGCUACAGUUGCUCUAUUAAUUCAUUAGUUAAUAUGACUUCUCACACUUUGAGCCUUGCUAGACAUUAUAGCUGCUUACAUGGGAGGCAGCCCUCUCUGGGUCGCUAGAAUCCCGAAGAUCUCUCUUCCACAACUAUUCCAAUGAGGAAGUGAAGGCUAAAAUGGCUUGAAACUGGCUGAACUGUGCCUUUCUCAGCUUUGGAGAAGGAAAAUAACCCCAGAGAGUCAAAGGAGUAGGAAGUAUCAUGCCUUUGGCAAAUAUUCAUGUAUCACCUCAAUGCUGGCUGGACUUUUUAAAUCUUCCAGUGGGUUUUUUUUAAUUGGUUCCUCCAACCCCCACCCAAACACAAAAGCUUGCCAGCACCAAGAUGAGAAAUUAGUCCUUUCCUUGGGAAGGCACCGUUUUUAUGACUUGCUGGGGCUCUUCCUAGGCCAGGAAAAAAUGAGGGCUGAAUCAUUGAUUAAAAACACUCCAGCCUUCUCUGACGGAUGGACAAUUUGGCAGCACGAAACCUUUGAGAUUCUGAACAGUCAAAGCUGGCUAAACAGUCAGAAUAUCUGUAAUUUGUAGCCAUUUUCUUUCUCUUAAAUAACUUCCCCCUCUAAAAAGCAUGUUUUCACUUGUGUAGUAUCUACACAGAAUGUAAGCCUUAUCAAAUUAGGUGUACUUGUACAUAAGACUAUUAUGUAGCUAUCGUAAGGGCUUGGCAUUUACUUUCUAUUGCUGAGGUGUUUAUAAAGAUGGAAUUUGAUUAGGAGUACUUUAUGAAAGCAUAGUAAAGAUGAGGUUUCAUCAUUAAUGUAGAGGAUCACUCUCACACUUAGGAAGUUUUAAAGGUAAGAGCCUUAUGAUAAACUUCUAUUUUGUGUUUCCAAGUUCAUAUGUUGGAAAUAAUAUAUUUUCUUGUGUUGCCUUUCAUAAACAUCUUAUCAGAUUUUUAUCUUUAGCCAGUAUUCCAAAAUUUAAUACAUUGAGAUCUACUAGUCUAACAGGUCACAAGGCCAAAGGUUAGAAUGAAGCUGAGAAACCAUAUUCUACAACUUGAAUGUGUCUGUGCUAUACUAAUUGGCUAUGUAAAGAAAAUUCCCAAGUGUCACAGAAUCUAAAUGUUAUACAUUUUAUAAAACAAGUGGGCCAGCAAGCAACAGAUUUGAAAAAGAUGUGUUUUCCAUUUUGAAUGUCCCACGUGUUACAAGGUGGCAUAAAAAUACACUCAGUACAAUUUUAGCUAUAUGUAUAGUUACUUUUAGUGCAUUUUCCUCAGUUGGUCUUAAUUUCUCAUGUGUACUUUACUUAUCUGCCCUCCAGACAGAUUCUCAGGUCUGAUCUUAAAAGGCUGGUGCUGAAGUUAUAAUUAUUAAUGAUUUAAUUGUUUAUAUUAAUUACAUUUUCUAUUAGCUACAGCUUUUGUAAUUUUGUAUUAAUUACAAUGUGGUGUAGAAGAAGCUAGUGAUACUCCUGAUUAAAUGUUGGGCUUGCUGGAAAAUACUUUUUUUAAACAAAAUGUUUGCUAUACUUUGGAAAUCCUUGUAAAUAUGAAUCCUAAUUAAAAAUGCUUUAUUCUGG
Elgaria multicarinata webbii is the source of this 6197-nucleotide messenger RNA. It is a transcript of the gene RBL1, whose product is annotated as RB transcriptional corepressor like 1. Gene Ontology annotation, biological process: negative regulation of G1/S transition of mitotic cell cycle; cell differentiation; regulation of transcription by RNA polymerase II. The coding region runs from base 201 to 3260 and encodes 1019 amino acids. Gene Ontology annotation, molecular function: RNA polymerase II transcription regulatory region sequence-specific DNA binding. Gene Ontology annotation, cellular component: chromatin; transcription regulator complex; nucleus. The record is from RefSeq and is a predicted model, not a curated record. The transcript is spliced from 22 exons. NCBI's taxonomy places the organism in Eukaryota, Metazoa, Chordata, Lepidosauria, Squamata, Anguidae.